Messenger RNA from Procambarus clarkii (red swamp crayfish), 1722 nucleotides. The record is from RefSeq and is a predicted model, not a curated record. NCBI's taxonomy places the organism in Eukaryota, Metazoa, Arthropoda, Malacostraca, Decapoda, Cambaridae.
AUGAGAUCUUCAUUAGAUAUUUGUGCUAUUGUGCAAGUAGAUGUAGUAGAUGCGCUAACAGAUGUAGUAGAUAUGCUAGUAGAUGUAGUAGAUGCACUAGUAGGUGGUGUAGAUGUGCUAGUAUAUGUAGAUAUGUUAGUAGAUGUAGUUAAUGUAGUAGAUGUACUAGUAGAUGUAAUAGACGCACUAAUAGAUGUAGUAGACGCACUAGUAGAUGUGGUAGAUGAGCUAGUAGAUGCGCAAGAAGAUGAAGAUCAUUCCCACCCUUGGAAGGAAGACACAGGAGCAUCGAGUGUGAUGACGGGGGAGAAGACCUGCGCGCCAGAGGCAGCGUGGAAGCCGGCGGCCCGGGUGGUGUGGGGCUGGGUGAACGCUGUCAGGCUGGCCACCCUGGAGCCCGUCAUGCUCCUCGACGGAGCAUGUAACCAGGCCAUGCUCAUCUUCUCCGAGAACAUUCAGCUCAACAAGAUAUGCUCCGUCAAGCUCGGCCUGCCGGAGGAGGUGUGUGGGAACAUGACAGCCUACGAGGAGGAGACCAUCGUGGCUCAACAGGCCUUCACAAAGUUCUCGGUGUACAACGCCAUCCUCAUGUCGCUGGUGCCCGCCUUUAUGGGCAUCUUCCUCGGUGCCUGGAGCGACAAGUACGGCCGCAAGGUGCCUCUACUCAUCACCCUGACAGCGCACGCGUGCUACGCCGGCGGCUACCUGCUCUAUAAUUACAUGUCGUGGUGGCCGGUCGAAGUGCUGUUCUUGGUGACGUUCCUGGAGGCCCUGGGGGGCGGGAACGCCUGCUUCCUGGCCAUGGGUACCUGCUAUACCAGCGACCUGAGUUCCCUCAAGACUCACACCUCCAGGGUGAGUACCAACAACUCCCUGUGGUACCUCGGAGGACCCCUGGGUACUCUCCUCUGCGGGUUCUUCAUCGCUACGGGAAACGACAACGGCGGACUGUUGCUGUUGUUGAUAGCGUAUCUCGCCGCGAUACUGUAUGUGGCGUUCUUUAUCGCCGAGACUCAUGGCCCGUUUAUGGAUGAGUCGUUUCGGGCCAGAAGCGGCCCUGAUGCGGACCAGGGACUCAAGAAGGAGGAUAUUACUGUCUGGCAGAUGGCGAAGGAUUUCUUCAGACCGAAGCACUUGGUUGAUGUGUACAAGACGGCGUUAAAACGCCGUGAGGGAAACACCCGCGUUGUCAUUGUGGCCGUCAUUGUGGCCAACAUGAUCCGCCGAGUGGCCAGAGGGUUCUUCAUGUACAUGUUCGUGCGGCGGGUGUUGCUGUGGGAGGGAGACGACUACAGCUUCUGGAUGUCGUACAGGACCCUGGUCGCCGCUCUGGGCUCCCUGUCCCUGGUGCCUACACUCUCCAACCUGCUGAACUUCUCGGACCUGGCCUUAGUGGUCCUAGGGACCGUGUCUAUCAUGCUAGAGUACCUGUGCUACGGGCUGGUGACCUCUGGUAGGGGCUACCUGCUGUGGGUGGGGCCGCCCCUCGGCCUGCUGGCCAACGCUAACAUCAUCGCCCUCAGGUCCUCUGCCACCAAGCUUGUUAGCAAGCAAGAGAAAGGUCACGUGACAGCAGUAAUGGCCUCGUUGAACGGCCUGAUGCCCCUGGUGGCGUACGGGGUCUACCAGGGAAUAUAUUCCAACACCGUGGCCCACUUCCCCUCGGCCCAGUUCUUCUUCGCUGCUGCCCUCAACCUCCUCAUCGUCGUCCCGUUCGCGUAA